Sphaerulina musiva SO2202 is the source of this 2032-nucleotide messenger RNA. Its product is annotated as RNA-binding domain-containing protein. The transcript is spliced from 4 exons. Gene Ontology annotation, molecular function: RNA binding. Bases 126 to 761 code for a protein of 211 amino acids. The record is from RefSeq and is a predicted model, not a curated record. Lineage: Eukaryota; Fungi; Ascomycota; Dothideomycetes; Mycosphaerellales; Mycosphaerellaceae.
CCCACGCUUAUCGCUUCUGUUCUGCUCUGCACUUCUUACCAUUCAACUACAGCGGUCGCGUCGCGUCGCUUCAACCCCUUGUUAACUCUUCUCCCAGCAGAACCUCCGACACCUCCUCGCAUACCAUGGCUGACGAAGACACCAAACCGUCCACUGACGACCUCGAUCGCCAGGCCGAAGAUGAAGACCUCGGCGACGAAGAGGAAAUUGCCGCGAUGAAAAAACGCGUCGAGGAAAUGGAGGCUGAAGCUGCCAAACUGCGCGAGAUGCAGGCUUCCAUCGACAACCAGUCCGACAGCUUGCGCGAAAGCAAAGAGGACAUUGAUAACAGGAGUAUCUUCGUGGGGAACGUGGAUUACGGCGCCAGUCCAGAGGAGAUCCAGGCUCACUUCCAAAGCGUCGGAAGCAUCAACCGCGUGACAAUCCUGUUGGACAAGUUCACUGGUCAUCCCAAGGGCUACGCCUAUGUGGAGUUCAGUGAGCCGCAGUUUGUGACCAGCGCCUUGGUGUUGAACGAGAGUGUCUUCCGAAAUCGCAACAUCAAAGUCGUGCCAAAGCGCACCAAUCUCCCAGGAAUGACUAGAGGCCCAGGUGGUGGACGCGGCGGAAGAGGUCGCGGAGGCCCACGCGGUGGAUUUGGAGGGGGCUAUGGGCCUCCCAUGGGUGGUGGCUAUGGUGGUCCUCCACCAUUCCGGGGACGUGGCGGCUACCGUGGCGGUGGUCGAGGUGGCUUCCGCGGACGCGGAUACAACCCUUACUGAGCGCCUAUACCAGCUACCUUUUCUACUUGAGAUCGGAACAUGAGUACGAGAAAGAGCUGCGUCUGCACUCUCGUCUACCGGUGUGCCUGGAGUAAGAUGACAGUUAAAAAGGCCCAGAAAAGAGGAGAGUGGAGAGUAUGGUGUUAGGCUCGCGAUUUUCUGUUGCUUCGCGACAAGCAAAGCAGUACUAGACGACGAAUGGGGCAUCCGAGAAAGAAGCCACAAAACAUCUUCAAUGUUGGAGUAAGAGCCACAGUCUGCCUUUUUCCAGACAUUUCACUCAGGUUCAAGAGCUAGUUAAGGUUCAAGAGCACGUGCUUAUGCGGUGAAGAGUCAGAAGGUGACAUACCUUGAAGUCUCGAAAGUGAUACUGGUAAAGAGGUGGUGACAAUGAACCGUAACGCGAAAGUCAUUAUGCGCUCGCCGCUGUGCGUGAACCAGUUACGCUUCAACCUGAGCGACGAAUGCGAUGCGAUGCGAUGCAAAUGUCUUCGGGCAAAUGGUGGUGGCAAGUACUCCUCGUUGCACACUGGUCGUAUGCUCGCUACAAAUGCCAUCGUCUACUGACUGAGAUUGCAGGGAUCGAUGUUGCCAUGACCUGCACUCUACUUGCACAGGAUCUCUUCGCAGCUAACAGUCCGACGAAGAUCUGCAGUCUACCAUCUGCAUUGCCGAAAUCGAUGUAUACCCAUGCUUAGUCGGGAAGCUAUAGCCAGCCUUCGCUGCGAAGUCCUUGGGUAGUUUCACGACUUCAGGACCUGGCCAGCACACUUACCUCUUUUGCUUCGCAUACAAUAUAAGUCGAGUCACUCGAGUCACUCGAGCUGGCCAGUUGGUCCAGACUAUGUAAAUAGUUACCAGAUGGACCACCAACGCCAGCACACCAAGCUACCCGCGAGGGAAACUUCUGUUUCCGUGCCAUGACCACGCAUCUACAACUGAUAGAAUGGUCGUGCAACGGAAGGACUUCGGCUGACAUGCAUAGACGCAGCCUUACAGCCAGGGUCUUGACUUGGGGACAUACCCAGGCCCAUAUGGCAAGAGUACAUGUACCUAGCCGUUCAAUGAAAUGCUGCUAGCGCACGUGAAUGCCAAAGGUGCUCACGGACCUGAAGUUACGAAUCAGAUGGUCGUUUGCAUUCACGCGAAAAGUCUGCCUAAGUCUCUGGUUUCGUAUGGGGGAUUUUCAGCCUCUUGCCGAGUGAGUCCACACAAAGAUACACAGCACCCAUAUAGUCUUCAGAAUUUCAGCGACUUUAACAGUCUUUCAC